Trichomonas vaginalis G3 is the source of this 1023-nucleotide messenger RNA. Its product is annotated as Cilia- and flagella-associated protein 20/CFAP20DC family. The record is from RefSeq and is a predicted model, not a curated record. Lineage: Eukaryota; Parabasalia; Trichomonadida; Trichomonadidae. The transcript has a single exon. Bases 1 to 1023 code for a protein of 340 amino acids.
AUGGAUACAUAUAAGAUCAGCAACAAAGAUAAUCGAAAUUACAAAUACGAAUACAUCAAAGACUUUAAGUGCAGGGUGUAUAAAGUCGAAGGAGAUAGAAAAAACAACUUUCGAAUGCCAACAGAUGCAAAAACUUUUGGUGUAACUGCAAGAUAUUUAGUAAUUCAACUGCGAGUCAUUCAGUCUGAAAAUUGCACAAUCACAAUUCAACUCGGAGAUGAUGCAGGCAACCAUUUUAAUUUUGCUUUUUCAACAUUAUCAUGUAAACGUCCUUCUUCUUCACAAAUGUGCGCAUUAAUCAAUCUCCCUCUUGUUAAGGAUAAAUGGUUAAAUAUAUGCUUUGACUUACAACAGAUAGCCGCAGAUUUUUGGCCUUCAGGCAAUUUUCAAACGCUAGAUAGCCUCGAAAUUUCGCCAGUAUGUUUUAUUCGCGAUAUAUACGCUACAAAUAAUCCACUUACACCUGACGGAAAUGGUUUAGAUUUACCAAAAUUAUAUUCUCUACCUUCAGGCAUUGCUUCUAUGAAUGUUUUAGUUCCAGAUCCAUCAGCGAAAGAGGCCAACCAGCCAGUUAAAUCCAAAAUCCCUCAGCGCAUUACUCCGACAUCAGAAUCUCGUCCUACGAGAUCUCCAAAGAUAGGAAGUACUAGAACGUCAACACGAAGGACUCCUCCAUCAACUUCGUCAUCAGACCAGAGUUUAUCCAUAAAUGGAAUUGGAUCUCAACGAACAUCACAGAAGAAAGUUAUUCCAAGCCUGGCAAAUCAUAGUAAGAAGCCACAGUCUCCGCCAAAGAUUCCUCCGAAGGAAGAAACUCCUCCUCCUCAGAAAGAAGACGAAGAAGAGGAUUAUAGUGAUGAUAAUGCCUUUGGAAGCGUCUCUCCUAGUGAUCGCUCCAAAUUAGAUAUUAAAUCAGAACUUCCUCUUGGAGAAGAAGAAGAACUCGAGUUAGUAUUUAUUGAAUCAUUAGAUUGUUAUUAUUGUCCAACAAAUCAGCAAUACUAUCAGCUGGAUGCUCAUUAA